AUGGCUCAGUGGAUUCCAAAGACAGCAUGGAAGGUAUCAAACCUCAACAAACGUUACGGCCCCUCGUAUAUCACGUCCGAAUAUGCUCUUGACAGCGUCGUUGGCUCUACCAAGACGGUGCAUGAUGUUCAAAAAAUGCGACAGAUGAUGUCUGGCCAGAAAGGCGUUGUUGUAAUUGAUGUACGUGAUUCGGUGGAGAGGAAACUCUAUCCUGUCCCCGGUUCUGUUGCAAUUCACCACCACGAUUUGCUCUCUGGAGCAGCCUGUCCAAUCCUUCCGCAGCAAAAAGAGCGAUCGGAGUUAUUCAUCGUUGCUUCUAACCAACAGCGGGGUUUCAAUUGUUCAGCAGCGCUGCGUCGCUGGGGAUAUGACAAUCUCUUUCUCGUUGACUACCGCUCAUUGGUGGACUCGGGCUGCAUCCCUAAGCCAAAGCCUAGUGAGAAUGGUGAAUAG
Molecule: messenger RNA, 453 nt
Organism: Trypanosoma grayi
Lineage: Eukaryota; Euglenozoa; Kinetoplastea; Trypanosomatida; Trypanosomatidae
Exons: 1
Coding region: 1-453 (150 amino acids)
Source: RefSeq, a predicted model, not a curated record